AGAUGUGUAAUGGCCGUAUUCUGUACAUAGCGGCUGUAACCUUCCUCCGACACACGUUCUACCACCCGCCACGUGUCCAGCGCAGUGCAUGUAAAGACUGCACGGCGCCCCAGGAAUGCAGGCGGUCAAUAAGUGCGGCGCCUCUGCGGUGGUCUCUCCGGAUCUCAUGGCCCGCAACUUGUCUGCAGCUUCCUCGUUCCCUGACGCCUGCUCCCGCCCGGAUCACCUUGCUGGGAGCCCCACCCACUUCCCACUCUCCUCCAAUUACGUGCUCGGGACGGUCGGAGGGGGGCUGGCCCUAGUGUCCCGUCUACACGAAGCAUUACGGUAGUGGUCCAGGGACUCCGCAGGAUGGAUGGGAUGCAGAGGAGUCGGAGAGUGAUGGAGGAGCACCGCACAGCGGGGGGAAGAUGAGGGCAUGGCGGUGAAAGCGGACAUGGAAUGACACUGGGGGCAGUUUAUCAUUUAUUAUCCAGCCACACACAACACCUAUUUCCCUUUACCUUCCCCUAGUUAGUGUUAAUGCCUCCAUUGUAAUAUUAGGUGGAGGAAUGUCCUGCCGCUCUCGGCCUCCCACGGGGGACAUCCCCAGAAACCUCAGUUACAUUGCUGGACUUUAUGAACGAGCCUACUACCGCACUUCCAGGCCCAGCCUCGAGGAGCGCGACGAAGAGGAGGAAGAAGAAGCCGCGUCCUCUCCGGGUCGCUCCACCGCCGUAAAAUCGGCAAGCGCUCCUCGAAGGCGUUCGCGUUCCGCCCCGGCGUUGCGCGUACCGCGGACUGAGCGCCACCGUAGCCCAGAAACCAGGAAGAGGGUCCGCUUUGCCGAUGCUUUAGGGCUGGAGCUGGAGUCCGUACGCCAUUUCAGACGUGAGGAUAUGCCCCAAAUCCCGCAACACGUCACCCACCGACUUCAGAGAGAAUUGCUGGAACAAAUUGGAGGAUCCUGCAGCUCCAAAGAGGACGUGAGCUGGUGUGAGGCUCGCCAUGUCCUAUCCCCUUCAUGGGUAGUAGAGCCAGAAACACUGGAAAAACAAACAUGGGAGCGAAGUGCCUGGGAUCAGCAAACAUGGGAUCAGCGUGUGUGCCUACAGAAUAUGCGCUGUGAAAGCUGCUUCCUGUGGGGGUCCGUAAGGGUCCUGGAUCUGGCUUAUGAAAAGAGAGUUACAGUGCGCUACACUCUGGAUGGAUGGCUUUCUUAUGAGGAAACCCAUGCUCUGUAUGCUGCUCGUCUGUGCCAUGGUGGAGCCGGCCACCCCAGCACCGAUCUCUUCACUUUCCGUCUACCUCUACCAACUCGAGACCAACCCCACCAUUCUUCACUACAGUUUGCUAUUUGUUAUCAAGUUGGAGAUGAGGAGUUCUGGGACAACAACAAGGGCAAGAAUUACAGCCUAAAUCUGUCUAAUGCUCGAGCUUCCCGGACUCAGGAUUCUGAAGAUGGAUGGAUACAUUUCAUAUAAUACGAGAGAGAGAGAAAAAAAGCCAAGUGUCUGAUAAUUGUUCUGCAUGUCAAAGAUAGACCAAAGACUUCGGACCAAAUAACUAUUGUCAGAAUAAAAUAAAAGUGCUCAAAAUGUAGGGUAUAAUGGAAUGGAAUUAUUGGUAUCAAAAAUGGACUACAUUUUUAAAGAAAACAGUAAUGCAUUAUUUUAUAACAAUAGGUAGACAUGUGCUUUCUCUAGCUUAAAGGGUUGUCCUCUUGUAGGAGAAUGUGUAAGCCCUCCCACCCCUUGACAGUGGUCAUUGAUAGAGGGUCCUUAGUCUGAGAUUACAAUUGGUGUGGACAUUUAAUAGGGGGACAUGGAGUCCACGUUUGUUGUCCUUCAUAUAAUAGAAAAGUUUAACUGCUACCAGUAGAAAGGCAUUGAAAAAUCAAUGUUAUCUGAUUAGAGAUUAAAUACAAGUGUGACCUAUUUGUAAUUUUAGUCAACUCCAUUCAUGCUUCAAGGUUAUUCUGGGUAUCUAAUUCAGGGAUCAUAGCUGGGGAGCACAUUAGCCAUUGUUAAAUGUUAAACACUAUUUCACGUUGCAGUAUCAAUUUAUGCUAGUUUAAUUAAUGGAAAGGAUUGUAAACUUUCAGAUGUAAAUAGAUCAUAUUAUUUGGU
Rana temporaria (common frog) is the source of this 2108-nucleotide messenger RNA. RefSeq names its product protein phosphatase 1 regulatory subunit 3E (gene PPP1R3E). Gene Ontology annotation, molecular function: glycogen binding; protein phosphatase 1 binding. Lineage: Eukaryota; Metazoa; Chordata; Amphibia; Anura; Ranidae. The coding region runs from base 552 to 1463 and encodes 303 amino acids. The record is from RefSeq and is a predicted model, not a curated record. Gene Ontology annotation, biological process: regulation of glycogen biosynthetic process. Gene Ontology annotation, cellular component: protein phosphatase type 1 complex. The transcript is spliced from 2 exons.